Nelumbo nucifera (sacred lotus) is the source of this 1425-nucleotide messenger RNA. NCBI's taxonomy places the organism in Eukaryota, Viridiplantae, Streptophyta, Magnoliopsida, Proteales, Nelumbonaceae. The record is from RefSeq and is a predicted model, not a curated record.
UCUCCCCUCUCUCUUCUCUCUCAUUCUUCAAUCUUCAUCAAUGGCAAUUCUGCGUCUCCUCUUACUCUUCCUCUUCUUUUUUUCUCUGUCUGAGGCUUCCACACCAGCCACUCUGUUCCUUCCCAUUACGAAGGAUGGUGCAACCCACCAAUAUGUGACUCGCAUCUAUCAAGGCACUCCGCUUACCCCCUUCCCCCUUGUCCUCGAUCUUGCCGGUCAAUUUUUGUGGGUUGACUGCGACUCCGGCUACUCCUCCUCCUCCUAUCGAUCUGUCCGCUGCCGCUCCAUCCAGUGCGCUGCCGCCAAUGCCCAACGCUGCGGCCUCUGUUUCUCUACUCCUCGCCCCGGCUGUAACAAUCACACCUGUGGUUUGUCCCCAGAGAACACCGUCACCGGCACUGUCACCAGCGGCGAGCUUGCAGUAGACGUGAUAGCCCUUCCCUCUGCGUACGGAUCAGAGCCUGGCCCAAUUGCUACCGCCCAUCACUUCCUCUUCUCGUGUGCCCCAACUCCCCUCUUGGCUCAUCUAGCGAGCGGUGUCAGGGGAAUGGCGGGCUUCGGUCGCAACCGAAUUGGGUUACCGUCGCAGCUUGCAGCAGCGUUUAAUUUCGACCGGAAGUUCGCCAUCUGUUUGCCAUCGUCAACCGCAUCGGACGGAGUUGUUUUCUUCGGCAAUGGGCCUUAUACGGUGGUUUCAGGCAUCGACCUGUUGGAGACACUACAGUACACCCCUGUGAUCGUCAACCCGCUACUGCCUGACGAUUACUUCAUCGGAGUGGAGUCCAUCAAAAUCAGCGGCAAGAAGCUAUCGUUGAAUGCAUCCUUGCUCUCGAUCGACGACAGAGAAGGCACCGGAGGAACCAAGCUCGGCACAGUUGUUCCGUACAGCACAAUGGAGAGCUCUAUCUAUGCAAUCUUUACCAAAGCUUUCGAAAGAGCUGCCAUUGCCGCUUUCAACAUGACGAGAGUGGCAUCGGUGGGACCUUUCGGCGUCUGCUUUAGCUCGGAAAGCGUGGAUAUCACGCGAACUGGUCCGUCCGUGCCCACCAUCGAUCUGGUGUUGCAGAGCGAGAUGGUGUACUGGAGGAUCUCCGGUGCGAAUUCGAUGGUUCAGGUAUCGGAAGAUGUGAUGUGUCUGGGGUUCCUGGACGGAGGGCCGAACGCAAGGACGUCGAUCGUGGUGGGAGGGUUUCAGUUAGAGAACAAUCUUGUACUGUUGGAUGUGGGUGCUUCGAGACUGGGGUUCAGUUCUUCGCUCUUGACCAGACAAAUGACGUGUUCCGACUUCAACCUCCGUCCGAUUCGCAGAGUCUCUUCAUAGUUUUUUUGGAUUAAACACGUAAAUUUUAAUUUACUGACGUGUAAUCGGAUAUCUGUCACAUAUUCACAUGUGAAUGAAAUUUUACUUUUUCCAUUAAAGGAGAA